This is a messenger RNA of Pelobates fuscus (common spadefoot toad), 1669 nucleotides long. It is a transcript of the gene RUVBL2, whose product is annotated as RuvB like AAA ATPase 2. The record is from RefSeq and is a predicted model, not a curated record. The transcript has 15 exons. Gene Ontology annotation, cellular component: R2TP complex; NuA4 histone acetyltransferase complex; Ino80 complex. Gene Ontology annotation, molecular function: ATP binding; DNA helicase activity; ATP hydrolysis activity. Gene Ontology annotation, biological process: chromatin remodeling; regulation of transcription by RNA polymerase II; box C/D snoRNP assembly. Bases 68 to 1456 code for a protein of 462 amino acids. NCBI's taxonomy places the organism in Eukaryota, Metazoa, Chordata, Amphibia, Anura, Pelobatidae.
ACUGUUUCCUGGUUGCACAUUCAGUUUGCUGGAAGCGGUUGUUAGUGGCGGAAGAAGAGUUGAAAGCAUGGCAACCAUGGCGACUCCCAAGGUGCCCGAAGUGCGUGAUGUCACCAGAAUUGAAAGAAUUGGUGCACAUUCUCACAUUCGAGGACUUGGUCUGGAUGAAGCUUUGGAACCCCGACAGGUUUCGCAGGGCAUGGUGGGCCAGCUGGCUGCUCGCCGUGCUGCUGGAGUUAUUUUGGAAAUGAUCAGAGAAGGCAAAAUUGCAGGACGAGCUGUGCUGAUUGCAGGACAACCUGGCACUGGAAAAACUGCCAUAGCUAUGGGCAUGGCACAAGCCCUGGGCCAAGAUACGCCAUUUACAGCAAUUGCUGGCAGUGAAAUCUUCUCCCUAGAAAUGAGCAAAACUGAAGCUUUGACGCAAUCAUUCCGUCGUUCUAUCGGUGUCCGAAUCAAAGAAGAAACUGAAAUAAUUGAAGGAGAGGUUGUCGAAGUUCAAAUUGACAGACCUGCAACUGGAACUGGUGCAAAGGUGGGCAAACUGACAUUGAAAACUACAGAGAUGGAGACUAUUUAUGACUUGGGAACAAAGAUGAUCGAAUCACUGACAAAGGAAAAAGUUCAGGCUGGCGAUGUUAUUACCAUUGAUAAAGCCACAGGCAAGAUUACCAAAUUGGGUCGUGCUUUCACAAGAGCGAGAGACUAUGAUGCCAUGGGAUCCCAGACCAAAUUUGUCCAGUGCCCUGAUGGGGAAUUACAGAAGCGCAAGGAAGUAGUCCACACUGUGUCUCUACAUGAAAUCGAUGUUAUUAACAGCAGGACUCAGGGAUUUCUUGCUCUUUUUUCAGGCGACACCGGAGAGAUCAAAUCUGAAGUUCGUGAACAGAUCAAUGCGAAGGUGGCAGAAUGGCGAGAGGAAGGAAAGGCUGAAAUUAUCCCUGGGGUGCUCUUUAUAGAUGAGGUACACAUGUUGGACAUUGAAUGUUUCUCAUUUUUAAAUCGGGCAUUGGAGAGUGACAUGGCCCCUGUGCUGAUCAUGGCCACAAACAGAGGUAUCACUAGGAUUCGCGGAACAAACUACCAGAGUCCCCACGGAAUUCCAAUCGAUUUACUGGACCGGUUACUUAUCAUUUCAACUUCACCAUACAAUGAAAAGGAAACCAAACAGAUCUUGAAGAUCAGGUGUGAAGAGGAAGAUGUGGAUAUGAGCGAGGAUGCUUACACUGUACUGACGCGGAUCGGUAUGGAAACCUCUCUCCGAUACUCCAUUCAGCUCAUCACAGCUGCAAGUCUGGUCUGCAGGAAGCGGAAGGGAAAUGAUGUACAGGUAGACGAUAUCAAACGAGUAUAUUCCCUCUUUCUUGAUGAGUCCAGAUCAACACAGUACAUGAAAGAAUAUCAAGAUGCCUUUAUGUUUAAUGAAAUGAAAGGAGACACCAUGGACACGUCGUGAUAAUCAGAGAAUGAACUGAAUGCUUUGCAUUUUUUGUUUGUUUUAUUAUUCCUUAGUCUGGUUAACCUUUUGUAUGCCAGAGUUGAGCAAUGCAUUGAAUUAUGUCAUCCAUGCCUCCCUGUCACUCAAAAGGUUAAACAAUUCGUUUCAUGCCUUAUGUUCAUGCUGUUGUGAUCGGUCUCCCUUUUUAUAUAUAAAGAACAUUCUAAUUGA